Microdochium trichocladiopsis is the source of this 1296-nucleotide messenger RNA. Its product is annotated as major facilitator superfamily domain-containing protein. The record is from RefSeq and is a predicted model, not a curated record. The transcript is spliced from 2 exons. Gene Ontology annotation, cellular component: fungal-type vacuole membrane. NCBI's taxonomy places the organism in Eukaryota, Fungi, Ascomycota, Sordariomycetes, Xylariales, Microdochiaceae. Bases 1 to 1296 code for a protein of 431 amino acids. Gene Ontology annotation, molecular function: transmembrane transporter activity. Gene Ontology annotation, biological process: transmembrane transport.
AUGCCAAUGUCGCUUCCCAGCCGCCGCUGCCGCACCGGCCUUCGCCGACGGUCAGAACCCCCCACUACAGCAGGCGACGACCUUGAAUCUGUGCCUGGUCCGCCCCCGGACGGAGGCUAUGGCUGGGCGGUCGUCCUGGUGUGCUUCAAUGCGUGGACGGGCAGCUGGGGCAUCCUCCAGGUUGCCCUGUUCGAGACGACACUGCGCGGCUCCCCGGCGAGCACCGUCUCCUUUGUCGGCUCGCUUGGCAUCGCUCUCUCAGUCGGCUUGGGCAUUCUAGUCAUCCGCCUUGCCCGCUCCUGGGGGGCCCGCUGGACCAGCCUGACGGGCAUCGUGCUCUACGGCGUGAGCUGUCUGGCCAGCGCCGAGGCCGUUUCAAACGUCGGCGGCCUCUUUGUCGCGUGCGGCGUCACCUACGGCGUGGGAGCCUGCCUCAUCUACACGAUGAGCAACAGUCUGCCCAUCCAGUGGUUCAGUGUCCGGCUCGGCACCGCCAACGGAGUGGUCAAGCUCGGCGGCGGUGUCGGGGCGACCGUCAUGGCCGUCGUCACAGGCGUGCUGACGGACCGGCUGGGCGUCGCCUGGACCUUUCGCGUCUUUGGCCUCGCCUCCCUAGCCACCGGCGUGCCCCUGCCUUUUCUGAUCCGCGAGCGUGCCCCGGCCAAGGCGAGCUUCGACAUUGACUGGACCCUCUUCAAGGACCCGGGCUUCACCUGCCUCUUUGUGUCCGGCGUCAUUGGCGUCUUCUCCAUCUACGCGCCGCCUUUCUUCCUCCCCGCCGUCGCGACGUCGCUCGAUUUCGGGCCCAACGGCGUCGUAGGCGUCGUGGCCUGCUUCAACGCCUGCAUGGCUCUGGGACGGCUCACAUCUGGCUUCGCCUGCGACUUCUUUGGCGCCAUCAACAUCAUGUUCCUGACCAUGGCCCUCAACGGCAUCACCAUGUUCGCUGUCUGGUCCGUCGCCUCGACUUUACCGCUGCUCUUCCUCUUCGCGGUGCUCAACGGCAUCGCCAACGGCGCCUUCUUCGUCGCCCUGCCCACCGCCGUCGGCAGGCUGGCUGGUGAGCGCCGCGGCGCCGGGGCCGUGAGCAUCACUCUGACCGGCUGGACACCCGGGCUCCUGCUGGGCAAUCCGAUCGCCGGUUUUCUGAUCGAUGCUACGGGGGCGGCGGGGGCCGACUCUAUCGUGCCGUAUCGUCCUGCCAUUUUCUAUGCCGGGUCGACCGCCGUGCUGUCGGCCAUGUUUGUGCUGGCGGCGCGAGUCUGGGCCGACAGGAGUUUGACCAAGAAGGUUUAG